This is a messenger RNA of Electrophorus electricus (electric eel), 6094 nucleotides long. It is a transcript of the gene kcnh6a, whose product is annotated as potassium voltage-gated channel, subfamily H (eag-related), member 6a. NCBI's taxonomy places the organism in Eukaryota, Metazoa, Chordata, Actinopteri, Gymnotiformes, Gymnotidae. Gene Ontology annotation, biological process: membrane repolarization during cardiac muscle cell action potential; regulation of heart rate by cardiac conduction; potassium ion transmembrane transport. The record is from RefSeq and is a predicted model, not a curated record. Gene Ontology annotation, molecular function: inward rectifier potassium channel activity. Gene Ontology annotation, cellular component: plasma membrane.
AGCUACCCCCUCUCUUACUCCGCAGUCUAAAUGUAGUUUCUAAGGGAUUAAAUGUGGCUUGGUGACGGGCUCUAGACUCCUUGCCUUACCACAAGAUCACGGUUCCGAGCCUCCGAAAAAUUCAGUUUUUCUUGUCGCAAUAACAGAAGUCGUUUCGGAGCCAUUCAGGCGUUCUUUCCAACGUGCGCGGUAGUGAAUGGACGCGGUUUUUUAUUGUUAACACUUUUCGAAAUGUUGAUAUGAAUUAGCUGGGGGUUUUAAACUUACAGAUCUUAGAUAUUACAGUCUAAUCCGUUCGCAAGCGCUCCUAUAAAUCGCCUUGGCAACCGAUUCGCAUAGGGGCUCGGUGACAUUUAACUGGCGCGCGAGGCUCCCAUCAACAUUCCCAACAUUCGCAUUUGUUUUACACGACGUGCUGCAGUUAUUGCACAGUCCCUGACUUUUCUUGCCUUAUCAGAAAAACAAUGACUACGUAAGAACAGGAACGCGGAGAUUUUUUUUUUUUGAGUCGCCACGCGUCAAAAUGCCUGUUCGCCGUGGUCAUGUCGCUCUCCAAAACACCUAUUUGGACACCAUUAUCCGGAAAUUUGACGGGCAAAACCGCAAGUUCCUGAUUGCCAAUGCACAGAUGAAGAACUGCGGCAUCAUCUACUGUAAUGAGGGCUUCUGCCGCAUGUUUGGCUUCUCGCGUGCCGAGAUCAUGCAGCAGCCAUGCACGUGCCAGUUCCUGGUGGGGCCAGGCACCAUGAAGAGCGCCCUGGUCCAACUCACACAGGCGUUGCUGGGCUCGGAGGAGCGCAAGGUGGAGAUCCUCUACUACUCCAAAGAAGGGACAUGUCGGCCUUGUUUGGUAGAUGUGGUUCCAGUGAAGAAUGAGGAUGGCGUGGUCAUCAUGUUCAUCCUCAACUUCCAGGAACUGAUCGAGCCCGCUCCCAAAAAGGGCUUCCGACAGCGAGUCACUCAGGGCUGGAUUCGCUCAGCUCAGACACACAAGAUGAGAUUAAGGAUGCCCUCUCUACGUAUGGCAGGGCACACCUCCUUAUCCAAAGACCAGUUUGAGGGAGUAAUGAUUGACUAUCUGCAGCCUUCAGGUGAGGAAGUGGCCCUGAAGGAUUUGUCUGCUCCAUCUAAGGAAAGCUGGCUGCAGUCAGAGACUCAGGCCCUCAUCCAGCAGGAGCAUUCGGCACAGGGCAUGUCAGGCCUCUCCUCCAGCCUCCACCUGGGAGAGCGCUUAGACGCCACUGAGGUUCCGCCCCCCCGCCGCCCCUCCCGGGAGAGUGUGCGGAGCCUCCGGCGGGCCUCCUCACUGCACGACAUCGACGGCAUGAGAGACCAGUGGAGCGAUCUGAAGGCCAAUAAUGUGAACUCCACAUCAGACUCAGAUCUGAUGCGGCAUCGAGCCAUUGGCCGGAUCCCGCAGGUGACGCUGUCGUUCGGUUCUGACCGUCUGAGACCGCCAUCCCCGACCAAGAUCGAAAUUAUUGCUCCCAACAAGAUUAAAGACCGCACACAAAACGUCUCUGAGAAGGUCACACAGGUUACCCAGGUGCUGUCGCUAGGCGCUGACGUGCUGCCCGAGUACAAGCUCCAGGCACCCCGCAUCCACAAGUGGACCAUCCUGCACUACAGCCCAUUCAAGGCCGUGUGGGACUGGCUAAUCCUGCUGCUGGUGCUCUACACAGCCGUGUUCACGCCCUACUCAGCCGCCUUCCUGCUCAGCGAGCCGGUGGAGGAGAGAGCACGGCCCUGCGGCUACACCUGCAACCCGCUCAAUGUCAUCGACCUGGUGGUAGACGUCAUGUUCAUCGUGGACAUCGCCAUCAACUUCCGCACCACCUAUGUGAACGGCAAUGAGGAGGUGGUGAGCCAGCCGGCACGCAUCGCCGUGCACUACUUCAAGGGCUGGUUCCUCAUCGACAUUGUGGCAGCAAUCCCCUUUGACCUGCUCAUCUUCCGCUCGGGCUCGGAUGAGCCUCAGACCACCACUCUGAUUGGUCUGCUGAAGACUGCGCGCCUGCUUAGAUUGGUCCGCGUGGCACGAAAGUUGGACCGCUACUCGGAGUACGGUGCCGCCGUGCUCUUCCUGCUCAUGUGCACAUUUGCGCUGAUCGCCCACUGGCUGGCCUGUAUAUGGUAUGCCAUUGGCAACGUGGAGCGCACAGGCUCGGCACGUGUGGGUGGCCUGCGUAUCGGCUGGCUUGACAACCUUGCUGACCAGAUCGGCAAGCGCUACAACGACAGCGACGACUCCUCUGGGCCCAGCAUCAAGGACAAGUACGUCACAGCACUCUACUUCACCUUCAGCAGCCUGACCAGCGUCGGCUUCGGCAACGUCUCGCCAAACACCAACCCCGAGAAGAUCUUCUCCAUCUGCGUCAUGCUCAUUGGAUCCCUGAUGUACGCCAGCAUCUUCGGAAAUGUGUCGGCUAUAAUCCAGCGGUUGUACUCGGGCACGGCUCGCUACCACACACAGAUGCUGCGGGUGAAGGAGUUCAUACGCUUCCACCAGAUACCCAGUGGUCUGCGCCAGAGACUGGAGGAGUACUUCCAGCAUGCCUGGUCCUACACCAACGGCAUCGACAUGAAUGCCGUGCUGAAGGGCUUUCCCGAGUGUCUGCAGGCUGACAUCUGCCUGCACCUGAACCGGAGUUUGUUACAGAACUGCAGCGCGUUCCGUGCCGCCACUAAGGGCUGCCUGCGUGCCCUUGCCAUGCGCUUCAAGACCACCCACGCCCCACCGGGAGAUACACUUGUACACAGUGGUGACGUGCUCACUGCACUCUACUUCAUCUCCCGUGGCUCCAUCGAGAUCCUCCGCGAUAAUGUGGUGGUGGCCAUUCUGGGUAAGAACGAUAUCUUUGGGGAGCCCAUCAGCCUGUAUGGGAGACCUGGAAAGUCCAGUGCUGAUGUGCGUGCUCUGACCUACUGUGACCUGCAUAAGAUCCUGAGGGACGACCUGCUGGAGGUGCUAGACAUGUACCCAGACUUCUCCAACAGCUUCUGGUCCAACCUGGAGAUCACCUUCAACCUCAGAGAUGCAGAUAGAAUUAUGCAACAAACCCCCAGUGAGGAGUCAGAGAGUGGCUGCCGCCGUGUCCGUCGAAGAAGGCCCACCCUACAGCGUAACCGGCCUGAUGGGAUAGACAGGGAAGAUGCAUAUCCAGACCAGUCGUGCAGCCCCUUAGGCAACCACAGUGGUGCGCUGUUGCGCUCACGGUGGGAUGAGCUGUGCAGUAGUGCCAGCGCCCACUCCCUGUCCAGUGAAGAGGAGGUGAAGCCUCUGGCGCCAGGCCGGGGAGAGACUUACGCUCUAGAACCACCAACCCGCCAUGAAUGUGCCCCCGCCAUGGUCAAACUUCUGUCCCCAAACAGUUCCCCAUCAGACGUGGGAUGUGCCAGAGCUGAAAGGGCACAGCCCUCUCCAGCCUCUCUGAACAUGUUCAGCUACUGGCAUGAGCGCGGGGCAAGCAGGUACCCUGAGAGCCCACGGCAGUCAUCGACGGCACGGCCUGGUCACCAGCACCAGCAGCAACACCAGCGCGGUGCAUGUGUGGAGGAGCGGCCCAGUGAGCUGCAGGCCCGUCUCGAGAUGCUCCAGGCCCAGCUCAACAGGCUGGAGAGACGGAUGACAGCUGACAUCAGUGUCAUUCUGCAGCUCCUGCAAAGACAGGUGGCACUUGUGCCCCCGGCCUACAGUGCUGCCAUCUCUCCAGAGUCACUGGUAAACAAGCUUGACCCCUGCAGCACGUACGGGACCAGGGCCCUCGUCCCCCACAUCCCUGAUCCCGCCACAGUGGCUGCACACACCAGCGACAGCCCUGUGUCCCAUACUCAUACUCCGGACUCUGACAUGAAGUACAAGACGCGGGAGUCCCAUGAGUCUCUGUCCAGCAUCCACCUGAAUGUAGCCCCAGAUGACAUCAUGCCCAUGUCCCCUGAGACAGAUACUCAGCUAGCUGCAAGCUGCCAGCAGGGUCGAAAAUCACUUCCCCACAUCAAACACCAAAGAGAGGAACACGUUCCACCUCAACCCCACCUCCAGCACCAAAUCCAGGAACAAGUCCCACUGGAAUCCCACCUCCAGCACCAAAUACAUGCACAAGUCCCUCCUCAGCCCCACCUCCAGCACCAAAGCCAGGAGCAAGGACUGCCCCAGGUCCACAUCGAGCCUCCAACUCAGGAACCAGCCCAGUCUAAGUACCAGGCCCCUGAACUACUGUCCGGUAGCCUGCUUUUCCCAUCCCUCCCUGAGCGCCUGGAGAGCUCCAGCCGUCUCCCAGACCCAACAGAGAUCCCGAAGCAUGUGUCUGAUCCCAUCCUUCCGGGCAGGUAGAGCCCUGACAGGACUUUCUCCCCAGACCUAGCACUCCAGCAGCCUGAGGCUGCCCCCAGGACACAACAGAUCUGCAAUUGGAAUCAUCUCUACACACCUUUUCUCCAAGAUCAUAUGCAGUAUGGGUGGUUACAGUGAUCUGCAAGCAGCUACUGAUGCACGUAGGCCAAUCCACAUCAGUCACCAAGCGCAGAGUUCUCCACAAACACACACAUAACACCUAUGUUGGCUACUGAUAUUUCACUUAGAAGAAAACACAGAUCAAGGACUGAGCAAUCUUGGUUGUCCAACUUGAGGUGGUUUAUAGAAGACAGUGUGAUUUAUUAAUGUAAAGCAGUCCUCGCUGGAUCCACACUGGCUAGUGGCCACUUUAGGACAGAGUGAAGUAUUUCCCAUUAACAUAUGACUUUAUGCGGAGCCAACUGUGCAAUCGCAGCAAAAAGUAUUUGGCAAAAGUUUGCAUGAUUCAAGGGAGUUGUAUGUUUGUAGAAUAGCAUGUUCUUUUUAGAAAUGUAAGCAGAGUUUGUUCCUGACUACCCAUGCAGUCUGCGAAGGACAGCAGGAGUGCAACUUUUGACUUCUUGCUCUGUGUGUGAGCAUGAGGGCACUGAUCCAAGCAUGCAUUCAUUCUAAAAAGCCACCCCACAAUGCACUGGGACAGCUGCAGAGAGAGAAGGAACUUGAGUCUGGGUUUCUCGAGAAGCAGGGAGCAUGGAGUCAAAUGUGCAUAUUACUGUAAUUUCUUCCAAGGUGUCAUAUCUCACCUGGGAAAGGGCUCUGAUGUGCUUUCCCCUCCCCUUUUCAUUCUGCAGCUCUCUAGAGCUCUUAUGGUAGUUCUGUAGAGCUCUCACUGUAGAUCUCUAGAACUUUUUCUGUAGUGCUCUUCAGCAGGUGCAGGUCAAGAUCACCUGCUUUCGAGAUGUCAUGUUACAGCUUCAAAGUUAUCAUAACUGUAAUGUUGAGAUUUGGCUUUCGCAGAAUAUCUCGUUGACGUUCAUCCCCAGAGCUCUUGCUCUUCUUCUGUGGACUGCAGAGAUUGCAUGGAACAUUCCUGUAAAGCAGCACACAUGCUGGGGAAUGUACACUGCCUCUCUGAACCUACCUGAGAUGUGUGAAACCAUCCAUAAAUUAAUCACAUGAGAAAUGUAUAAUAUAAGAAAUGGCUUCAGAGAUGUAUUUUCAAUGUAUAGAGUUUUAAUUUUUCAAUUAUCCUCUAAUUAUGUUAUAUUUUUGUGGAUGAGUAAGAUAAGGUUAGGAUUAGGGUUAGGGUUAAAAUCCAGCUAACUCUACAGAGUCAGUGAACACAGUAACAAGACAAAGACUGAAACAAUAUUUGGGACAUACUGUUUCAUACUGAAGCAGUCAAUUUUAAUCCUUUCACAAACUCUGUUCUGUUUAUGCUAAGGUGUGGUUAUAGUCCUGGGAGUAUGUGCAUAAAACAUGCUAUACAUCAUGAAAGGCUUGUGUGUUCAUGUAUACUCUAAAUGGUCAUGUGUUUAAAAUAUGUUUGCCUGGGAAGCUGCUUGACUGGGUGCAUGUGCAUUCUAUGAAAACACCCCAUCUGAUUAGCCAGUGGUGUGGAAUGUUUUCAUCAAUCAGUCAUUCUAUUAACUGAUGUGUGCUGCUCUGCUGCAGUGGGUAUGGCCAUAUGAAGGAUGUGAAUGGAUGUGUAAUUCAACUGAAAACUUGGACUGUUAUGGUUUCCAAAAGCACAAAAAUCUAUAUCUGUUGUUUUUUAGAUUAAAGACUAUUUGUAACACA